GAAAAACAACGAGCCAAUAAUAACAAUAACCAUAGUGACGCGGUGUCGGACCUCCCAAAGGGAGGAGUCUGCUGCCUACUGAUGUAAAAUCCUCGCCUUGCAUGCUUCCAGUCUGAGCUGCUCCUGGAUGAAUGAAAAUGGCACCGCUACGAUCAGGACUUUCCUUCCUUAUUUUCAUCUCUUUCUGUCUGCAUGUUGCUGCAGAGGGAAUGGAGGUGAUCGUAGGGGACGGCUUUACAUUCCCUGAAAGCUGUAAUCUGGGGGAAUCCGGGGAGCUGCUGGUUGAGAAAAAGUCUGGUCCCCUGAAGGUGGCAUCAUGUGGGGAUGGGCUGUGGACGGUGAGCGCAGAGUACAGAGACAGAGUAAAAUUCCGCUUUGAGAAAAUAGUUUUCACCCACACGGUGUUCACUGACGGAGGAGCAGUGUACACCCUGAAGUGCUCCGGUGAACAAAAAGGAGAGCUCCUCCAGCUGAAGGUAGUUUUUGCGCAUGAAAUGCAGGUGAAGCAGGGUGAGAAAGCGGUCCUGCCCUGUUACUUUGAAACCAGCGGUAAAACUGAUCUGAGCGCCGUUUGGAAGAAAGAAGGAAAGCCUCUGUGUGUGAAGAACUGCAGCCAUUCCUCUGAAGACAGGCUGUCAGUACCUGGGAGCUGGUCCACAGAUGGAAACCUGUCUCUAACCAUCAGAGAGGUGCAGCCUGGGGAUUAUGGAGAUUAUUUCUGCUAUAACAAAGACCAACCAGGAAUGCCUGCUGCGGUUAGGCUGAGGGAGAAAAAGUCUGAUCAGAAAACCACUGCUUCACCUGAACAUCAUCAAACACAGAGCUGCUCUGAACAGAUUCAUCCCUGGAAGAUUUCCACUGGAAUUCUUGCUGUUUUCCUCCUGAUCACUUUAAUCCUCCUGUUUUUGGUUUGUUGUCUAUCUGGAUUUGAUUUUAGAAAGCUGUGCGAGCUGUUACAGAAAAAACAGCCUCCUCCUCAAUAUGAAGCUGCAGCGGUUUAAAUUAGGAAUCUACCGGCUUUAU
Molecule: messenger RNA, 1023 nt
Organism: Cyprinodon variegatus (sheepshead minnow)
Lineage: Eukaryota; Metazoa; Chordata; Actinopteri; Cyprinodontiformes; Cyprinodontidae
Exons: 2
Coding region: 132-1001 (289 amino acids)
Source: RefSeq, a predicted model, not a curated record